GCCCAAACCCAAUGAAUACUCCAAAAACCCUAAUCUAUUGUUCUUUCCCUGAGCUAACAGAACGGCCACUUCUUCACUUUGCUCUCUCAGGUAAUUUGUUGCUGACUUGCUGUCGUUGGCCAAUUCCUGAAUUUUGAAGAUGCCGUCUCACAAGACUUUCAGAAUCAAGAAGAAGUUGGCCAAGAAGAUGAGACAAAACAGGCCUAUUCCUCACUGGAUUCGGUUGAGGACUGACAACACCAUCAGGUAUAAUGCUAAGAGAAGGCACUGGCGCCGCACCAAGCUUGGAUUUUAAGGUGUUUAUCGUGUGGUUCGCUCUUCGUCCUGUUUUGAACCUAUUUAAGUUAUAUGUUGGUUGUGGAGAAGACAAAGGAUAGCGAGCUAGAUAUUUGAAUUUUUUGCUCUUAGUUUAAGAACUUAUUGAAGAGAAACUUACGGGAAUUUUUAGAUCUACUUCUGUUCAAUUUAUAUCUGGAGUAAUUUUGCAUUCUUAAGUUAAUAUUGGUUUUGGGGCUUA
This is a messenger RNA of Cucumis melo (muskmelon), 517 nucleotides long. RefSeq names its product 60S ribosomal protein L39. Gene Ontology annotation, biological process: translation. Gene Ontology annotation, molecular function: structural constituent of ribosome. NCBI's taxonomy places the organism in Eukaryota, Viridiplantae, Streptophyta, Magnoliopsida, Cucurbitales, Cucurbitaceae. Gene Ontology annotation, cellular component: cytosolic large ribosomal subunit; ribosome. The transcript has 4 exons. Bases 140 to 295 code for a protein of 51 amino acids. The record is from RefSeq and is a predicted model, not a curated record.